AUGUUGCUUCAGAGAGUGCUUUUGUUGUUGCUCCUCUCGAGAUGGCGAUGUCUAGCUGAAACAUAUUGCGAUGGGAUAGGUUGCGUGGACAAACAAUCUGUGGAAAACGAUGCUAAACCGAGGAGUAACAUCGAACCUUCGUUUGAAAUGAUCGGGGGACGCCCUGCAGAAUAUACGUCUUACCCUUACAUCGUAAGCAUCCAAGAGAAAGCUACGGAAAAGCUCAUCUGCAACGGUAUCAUCAUCAGCGCGUCGAAGGUGAUGACCGGGUGUCACUGCGUGGCCUUCGUCCAGCCGAUCCGCAAUUCCUACACUCAACCGAUAACGGGCAACAGGCGAGGUAUGAUAGUCGUUGCCGGAGCGAGGACGUUGUUCAAAGCCAACAUGAAAACCAAAGACACCCAAUUGACACAGUAUCGUUUCCUUUCUAAGAUCGACGUCCAUCCGAAGUGCUCCUUCGGUCAGGGUAUUUGGAAAUACGAUUUCUCCAUAAUAACGGUAAGAGGUGUUUUCAAUUUCAAUCGGUACGUCGGUCUAGCCCCGAUUGACACCGCUCAAAACAGUGAGGUAUGGGCGGGCAAAAUUGGCGAGAUCAUCGCUCAGGGAAAGAAAUGCAAGGCUGUCGGCUUUGGCAGGGCCAAAAAACAUCAAGAACCCGCACUCUUGGAAAUCGACAUGAUCUUAAGCGAUAACGGCUGCAGGGACAGAAAAUGCUGGUAUAGGACUCGCCCGUGCAAGCAAGCUUUGGAGAAAGGAGUGUGCGGAUACGUCGACGAUCAGAACAAACCGGAGUUGUGCACUGGGGAUGCAGCAGCAGCGCUCAUCUGCGACAACAAAGUCCUAGCCCUGUUGACUAAAGGGCCUUGGUGCAACCAAAAUUCUUUUAUUCCAUCCCUCUUUACCAGAUUAGACAUGGGGCUAGAUUUUUACAAUGGCAUAGAAAAAGCUUAA
Messenger RNA from Cimex lectularius (bed bug), 951 nucleotides. RefSeq names its product myeloblastin-like. The record is from RefSeq and is a predicted model, not a curated record. Lineage: Eukaryota; Metazoa; Arthropoda; Insecta; Hemiptera; Cimicidae. Gene Ontology annotation, biological process: proteolysis. Bases 1 to 951 code for a protein of 316 amino acids. Gene Ontology annotation, molecular function: serine-type endopeptidase activity. The transcript has a single exon.